AUGGAUUUGUGGAGCAGAAGGCAUGGGGAGAAUGAGGGAAACUAUGACGGGUUUGCCGGUGAGUUCAAGUAAAGUAAAUUCGUUAAAAAAUAACUUCAUUGCCAGUUUUUUGAUCCAUUUUUAUUUACUCUUACAUAUUGGAACUCUCUGAUGAUCUCCGAUGCAACUGAAAAAAUGAAUAGUUUUCGCUUUUCACGUCUUUUUAUGAUAACUGCUUUCCGCUUCUUUAUGUAACAUCCUACCGUCUUUUGAGCAAAAAAUUAGCCGAAUCGAGCUUCUUUGUUGCCAAGCGUCCGGCGAUUAUGAAUUCCCGGAUGGAACGGAAAACUUUGAAUACAAAAAGAACACUUAUUGUCAACGGGAAAGUUGGACAACUUGACGGUGCCAAUUUAUAUUUCUUUCUUAUGAUUCUUGCUUGGCUUGAUAUAACUUUUCAAUUAUUAAAUUAUAAAGGCAAGAAUCUUGCAUAAGAACUGAGAUUAGGUUGGCAAGGAAAGCGCAAGAAAUGUCAUCGUCCGUUUUUAGGUGUAAUCGGGAACUACGACCCUACCAGUUGGCCCGGCUUAUGUCGGAAUGGUCGAUCACAAUCUCCGAUUGACUUGGCGUCAGAAUCAACAACCUAUCGAUGGAUUGAGCCCCUGCAAUUUGUAAAUUUUGAUGCCGACGGGCCAUUGACUUUGGUAAAUACGGGUUGGUCAAGUAAGUUACUCUUUGUGUGACCCUUGAGAUAUGGUGUUCAUUUCAGUUGAACUUCAAGGCUUCCUAAGCUGGACAAACCGUCCAAUAAUCUACGGAGGCAACCUGAAUACCGCAUAUAACUUGGUUAAUAUUCAUUUUCAUUGGGGACAAAAUACAUCGCAUGGGAGCGAGCAUAGUGUGAAUGGGCUGAAUUAUGCGGCGGAGGUAAGGAAGAGUUGUUUUGCAAUGAUAAAUUUUAAGAAAAAUGCAUUUUUUUUGCCAAAUCAAUGUCUGUGAACUUCUCUUUAAAGUUGUUAGCUUCAAAUUAUAGCGUUUCCUUCUUUCAGAUGCACUUUGUUUUCUCCAAAACCGGCAAAACUCCCGAGCGUAAUGAUACUCGACGAACCACCACAGAUCUUCAUGUUCUCUCGAUUCUUCUCAAAGUAAACACCAAGCGUGGGGUUUUGUCAUCACUAGAGGGUUCACUUGCAGAAAUCGUUGAGAACGGUAAUUAAUGAUCAUUCAAAAAAAUUGACGAUUUUUCAGGUAGAUCUAACGCCAUUUCAAACAUAACUCCAUAUCACUUUUUGCCAAAUAACCUCGAUCAUUUCUACCGAUAUACGGGAUCGCUAACUACUCCACCUUGCACUGAAGGUGUGGUUUGGACCGUGAUGGCAACGCCGGUUGAUAUAUCGGUUCGUCAAGUAAGUUUUUGCGGCUUAUCCGAAUCCGAACUGUUGUAGCUUUAACUAAUUUUCUUUUUUUUUGGUUGAGUCUCUGAAAAAUUGACAAAAGAUUUUGUAGCCAGAUCUAUGAACUCUCUGGCACUAAAAUGUGAUAUUUUUAGAAUGCUCAAGGCUGGGAUUAAAUUCAUCCGAAAUUGCGAUACGCCUUUUUGCAUUAAUCCCAACUUACCGUUCAAUUUUCAGUUAAAUCUCCUCCGUCAGAUCCACAGUACCGACGAGACCCCCUUCAUCCCUGGGAAUUUCCGAAACACACAGAAACUCAAUAGUCGAGAAGUCUUGUUCAAGAUAUAA
Bursaphelenchus xylophilus (pine wood nematode) is the source of this 1715-nucleotide messenger RNA. NCBI's taxonomy places the organism in Eukaryota, Metazoa, Nematoda, Chromadorea, Rhabditida, Aphelenchoididae. The record is from the annotation of a GenBank genome assembly.